Molecule: messenger RNA, 1194 nt
Organism: Rhopilema esculentum
Lineage: Eukaryota; Metazoa; Cnidaria; Scyphozoa; Rhizostomeae; Rhizostomatidae
Product: protein FAM8A1
Source: RefSeq, a predicted model, not a curated record
UCAACAACAACAACAUCCUAAAGAAAAUCAGUAAAUCAGCGAAGCUGUUUGUCUGGAGAAAAUUUAGUUCGGAGUUUUGGAACCUAACUAGAAAAAAGUUAAAACUGUAUUACUGACAGCCUGAAAGAAAAUUAUGAAUGGGGAUGAGCAAGAUGUCAAAGUAAGGCCUAGACCUACUUCCUGGAAGCAAGAACCGCUUGCAAGUUCCGUUGAUGCCAAGCAAAAUGUUUCUACCGAAAAGCCCAAAUAUAUCGACGAUAUGACACUAUUUAUGGCAUGGCACAAUUGGUACUUAAGCGAACAAAACAGAUUUUUAAUGAACCUAUGCAUUUUUCAAAAUUUCCAUCAGCAAACUGUGCUGCCACCUCCACCCGCUACAACAGCGCAUUGGCAAAGAAGUAACAACUUAGCAGAUGCAAGCCAAUCGAUAAAUAACAAUGUUGGGGUAUCAGUGAAAGUUUCAUCAUUUAAAAAACGGAUUGCUGCUGAGUUUAUUGACUUUCUGUUUCUCCUUCUGGUCAAAAUAUUUGUUAUUACUUAUAUUUUUGGUGAUCAAUAUAUUGAUAAAUUCCAAUAUAUUUUGGUCAUUGAUGAAAACACAACAAUAGAAGACCUGCAACUGACUGUGCUUCAAGCAUUGCUCUUCAGAGUUGUUGCUAUAGCGUAUGAGGGUUACUGCUUGAGUGGUACUUUGCCAUUUUCGAAUGGAGGCACUCUGGGAAAACGGAUUAUUGGAAUAGAAGUCAUGAAGUGUGAACUUGUUGAAGAUAUUGAUGCUGUUCAGGGACAGGUCAGAGUUAUCCCUGGUGGACAUCUAGGGGCACUCAGGUCAAUGAUCCGCGCCACAAUGAAAAAUGUGAUCAUAUCGUUAUUCUUUCCUAUGCUUCUACCUUUGCAAAUGAUGACAAGCUACAACCGUCUUAUCUAUGACAUUGCAACUGGCACAAUUGUGGUUGACAAGGUUUAGUCUGGCAAAUGGAAAUACAGAAAAGCCAUCCAAAAUGCAGCCAUACUGAAGACACAUACCAUUUUCAAAGAGCGUCUUUGAAACUAAAAAUCCUAGUUUUGAUCUUUUUUCAAUUACUCAUCAGUAUGUAAAAAAUUAUAUAUAUACUCAAAAUAAUUUAUUGUUAAAGCAAAAUACAGUUGCAUGCUUUUGAGUUGAUCUCCAUGAUGCAUUUGAAAUUAAUUUUU